AUGGCUGAUAUGGAUGUUGAUUCAUCAUCACCAGUCCAAUCACAAGAAAACGGUAACAGUCAUGACCAAACGGUCGAAUUUUCUGUAGCAUUGCCACCUUCUGCAACACAAAACGCAGCCAGCGAGCCUGCAGCAGCUGAAGCGGGUUCAGCAGCUCCCACACCGGCUCCAAGUGUUACUGCACCUGCUCCAGUUACAGAAGCUCCUGCAUCCGCUCCUUCUGUGCAUGCUGAAGUGUUAGUAGCAAUGCCGGUUCUGCAGCAACAUGGUGACGUGUUCGUUGGUCCAGGAUCGAAGCGGGAAGCACAACUGUUGGGUUUGGGUCUCACAAAAUUGAGUUCGAGAAGGAAGGACGAUCUCCAUCUUGCGAAGAGAUAUGCUAUGGAUUUGUCAAUCAAGCAGAUUAUGCUACGGCAACAGAAAGCCCAUCAUGAAAACCAACAAAAGCAAGCUAUGUAUGCUCAAGCGCUGUCCCUUAUGGCUCGUGUUUAUAUUGGAUCGAUUUCGUUCGAAGUCAGAGAAGAAAUGAUCAAAAAAGCUUUCGAAGUUUAUGGACCGAUCAAGAGUAUCAAUAUGAGCUGGGAUCCCACCACGGGCCAUCACAAAGGAUUCGCGUUCCUGGAAUUCGACGUUCCGGAGGCUGCACUGCUAGCACAAGAGUCGAUGAAUGGCCAGCUUAUGGGUGGAAGAAAUCUCAAGGUUGGGCGCCCCUCGAACAUGCCACAAGCUCAGCCAAUCAUCGAAAUGGUUCAGCAGGACGCGAAAAGAUAUCAUAGAGUUUACGUGUCUUCAGUACACCCCGACCUCUCGGAGAGCGAUUUGAAAAGUGUGUUCGAGGCGUUUGGAGAAGUGGUCAAAUGUCAACUGGCUAGGCAGAGUGCAACUGGAAAGGGAAGCCAUCGAGGAUUUGGAUACAUCGAGUUCAAUAACGCUGCAGCAAUGAACGAAGCCAUUGCAGGAAUGAACAUGUUCGAUUUGGGUGGACAGUUUUUAAGGGUCGGGCGUUGUAUAACACCACCUGAAGCCCUAACAUAUCUGCAGCCGCAGACUCAAGCUGCUUUACCAACUGCUGCUGCUCAAGCUGCAGCUGCUGUAACUGCUAAAGUAAUGGCGGCAGAAGCAUCAGGGGCUGGAAAAACAAGUCAAGGAUCCGGAUCCAAUUCUCCACGUCCAAUGAGUCCGGCUACUUUGAUGCAACCAUCUAUGGCUACACUUUCGGUGGCAUCACCAGUUGUCACGACGACUCCACCAACAAUUGUGAAUCCUACCUUAGCACCUCCUUCAUUGGCAGUGCCACCUCCACCCGUCGCCAUUGCUAAACCGCAACUUUACAAUCCCCCUGCUCCAGUGGCUCCAGCAGCACCACCAAUGCAGUAUGGCUACGGCGUGCCUCCGCCUCCGAUGAAUGGGUACCCUGUAGUUCCUCCACCUAGCGUCCCACCUGCUAGCGUGCCUCCUGUCCCUCCACCUACACUCCAUCGAGGAUUUGGUGGAUUCGCCCAUCCAGCUGCUCCUGUGCCACCCACAAGUGUCCCACCACCGACAAGUCUUCCCCCGAGUGUUCCUCCACUUACGCAUAUGAUGCCACCACCUCCUCCUCCUGCUCCGCCGAGUUCCGCGCCCAAAGGAGAACGCUCGUUUGAGGAAAAAAUGGAGCGAAUUCUGGAGCGAACGAAAGCAAAACAGGAAGCAAAACUCUCCCUUCCCGUGACGUUUGGGGCAAUUGAUCCGCUUUUUGCACCUAAAGAUCCUCUUGAAAACAAUGAAGAGUCGGGCGAUAUGCUCGCGAUCACCGGAAAAUCGAACCAAGAUGUACAGAGUAUGGCAUUGGCGCUGAUCGGAGAUAACGCAGUGGCCCUGAAAGGGAACAAGGUAUUUUCAAAAAUUUCUCUUUAUUCGUCGCCGAAGAAUCCGUAG
Messenger RNA from Ostertagia ostertagi, 1917 nucleotides. The record is from the annotation of a GenBank genome assembly. Lineage: Eukaryota; Metazoa; Nematoda; Chromadorea; Rhabditida; Trichostrongylidae.